This is a messenger RNA of Dendronephthya gigantea, 2439 nucleotides long. RefSeq names its product inversin-B-like. The record is from RefSeq and is a predicted model, not a curated record. The transcript has 12 exons. Lineage: Eukaryota; Metazoa; Cnidaria; Anthozoa; Malacalcyonacea; Nephtheidae. Bases 48 to 2390 code for a protein of 780 amino acids. Gene Ontology annotation, molecular function: protein binding.
CAGACAGGAAUUUCAAACAGCAGCUCGUCUAAACGUGAAAUACCAUCAUGUCGAACAAGGUAGACAAUGAAUAUAUAUUCAGAGCCAUUCACAUCGGCGACAUGGCAGAAUUCACAGACAUACUGGAACGUCAUCCAACGCUGAAUAUCAACAUUCAAAACGACGAAGGUGAAUCGCUAUUGAUCCAUUGCGUAAAGCGUUCGGGAACGAAAUGGACACCAGUUAUCGGGGGCGAAUUUCGCGCAAUAUGCAAAAUUUUGAUCAAGCGCAAUAUUGACGUUAAUCUACGCGACGCAUCGGGCAAAACUGCUGCGAAUUACGCGGCGGAGCUGCAGCAGUUGGAAAUUUUAAGGCUGUUGAUACAACACGGAGCGCAGCUCGAUAGCGCAGUGUUGGACCGCGUCAUUGACAAGGAAGACUGGAUACUAGCUAUCUGCGCGUCGUUCGCCAAAGAGUCAGGACAAGGAAACGAACAUGUGAAUGGUGAUCAAAUGUAUGGAAGCACAAUGAUGAAAAAAGGAGAAACGGUUAAAUUGAAACUCUUUCAUCGACUGUUAUCUUCCAACUAUCUUUCAAGCAUCCGAUGGCUGUGCGAACUAUUUCCGGAGAUUAUCGAGAAGAGAAACGAAGACUCUUUAACAGCGCUGCAUAUUGUGGUUACAGAAAAUAACAUUGAUGCAUUGAAGAUUUUGUUGGAGUUCAAAACAGAUCUUGAAACGGUUGAUAACAACGGCCAUACUGCCUUGCAUUUUGCUGUUGACUAUGGUCAUACGGACUGUGUGCUAACCCUCCUCAAUAGUGGUUCACUGGUCAACUGUCAGGACGUUUCAGGUGCAACACCGCUGCACUAUGCUAUCAAUGCGGGCUCACAAGAUGAUGACGUCAUAAUCAAGCAACUGCUAAAGUUUGGCGCGUCUACGUCGUUGGCUGAUCGAAACGGUCGCUUGCCGCUUCAUUGGGCAGCUAAUUAUGGGAACCCAACUGUAUGUGUAUCAAUGGUUGAAAAUGGAUCUCCCGUGAACUCGAGGUGCAAUGAUGGACACACAGCUCUGCACAUUGCCGCGAGUCAUGGCCACGAGGAAUGCAUCCGAGUUCUGAUCACGAAAUGCGGAGCAGAUAUGAACAUCGAGGACAAAUUUGGAUACACGCCGUUAUUUAAUGCCAUCAUCACAAGACAUGUUCAGUGUGCAAAACUUUUAUUGCAACAUAAGGCUUUGCCGAACCACAAAGACACAAAGGGCAAUAGUGCAGCGCACCUGGCAGCAUCUAAAGGACUAAUUGAGGUAUUACAGGAGCUUGUUCACCACCAGGGUUCACAUGAACACAGGAACAACGCCGGCGACCUCCCGUUACACGAGGCUGCCUUGUUUCAACGAUUAGAUAUUGUGAAGCACAUCAUUACAAGUCGAUGCGAGGUUGAUGUACGCAAUAACCAAGGCCUUACACCACUACAUCUUUGCGCCUCGGUAGGAUCAAUUGCUGUGUGUGAAUGCCUGUUAAAAGGAGGUGCUGAUAUCAACUGCAUUAAUACACAGUGUAAGAACGGACUCUACAAGUUCCUAACACCGCUUGACCUGGCACGGAUGAACAAGCAUGCGGAAUGUGUAAAUUACCUUCAAAUCAACGGCGGUAGGAGUGGAGAACGGAUGACCACGGCUGCUUCAAGGAAAAUACAACGAUGGUGGAAAGCACGCAGACCUCCUAAAAUAGCACUGGGAUCCAAUAGGGAAUAUGCUGAGGAAUGUUCGGAAGAAAUGAUGGAAGCAACUCAGGACACACUUGAACGAUCUACCGAGGAGUAUGUUACGCAGACGGAAAACACGGGCGGACGGAAAGAGGAUGAAGAGCCUUCCAGGCACAAGCAAGGUGAUGAUUUGAAUGACCAAAUAAACGGACAAGAGUGUGAUUGCAGAAACCGAGGAAAUCCUCAUCGACAAAUCGAGGCGAACUUGGACCAAAAUUCAUCCUUGAAAAACAGUGCAGAAAAUGCUGAUAAUGCGUUAAAGAGAGCUGAAGAAACAAGUACUUUAGAUGUAGAGGGUGAUGAGUUGGAAACAACGUUCCCGGAGAAAAAUGAAAUUGAAGUUCACACCCCUGCUAAAACCAUGGAACCAUCGGUAGAUUUGCCAGAAAAUCAGCAAGAUUGUGGCGUGGUCCCAAAGCAGGCUGAUCAGAAAGAGAACGUUGAUGGGAUAAGAACAAAAACCGCUUCAAAACUAGAAACACGACAGGCAAUCAAGCAGCGUUUGAAAGAAUCCUUGGAAAAGGAGAAAUUAAGGAAGGAAAAACUAAGCGAGGAAAUUGAACGUUUGAAGAACGAUCUGGAAGAUCGUUGUCUUCGUUUGGAAAAGCGUUUAGGGGCAAUCCAACAAAAUUUGAAGAAACUAUAGGGUAUGUUUUUACGACUGUUGUAUACGACUUGCCGAAGAUAAAUAGAAC